GAACGAACGACAUCUCGAGAAACUUUGCAAGCUCUUACCACGCGAUACCUAGUGGGUAGUCAUACCCUAGUAAGUCUAGUACCUAAAAUGUCUAGUAACCUAGGAAGUAGGUACCCAGUCGCCUAUGUAGAUAGGUAAUUUGCUAAUAAGGAAAUCAAUGCUGCUACCCUGUACGGAAUUUGUAUACAGAUGGAGAUAACGUUAGGAGGUAGUUGGUUAGUUAACUAGUUAACCAAAAAGUCAAACUAAAACUUCUUCUACCCACCCAGCCUUAUCCUAUCUUCAACACCAAUUUUCUCCCGCCUGGCUCCUUUAGCGGUGGUUUAGAGAUAAGGCGUAAGAUCGUCGUGAGUAGCUUUAUAAGGCGAUGACAAGUAGGCCGUCUUGACAAUUAAUCCGAUUGUUGUCACUUCGUUCUACUUUAUUCUCCCGUGUUCAAUAGACCGUAUCUCUAAACACGCCCCCGGACAGUACAGAAAUAUCCAAAAUGGAGAAGAACCCGGAUAGGACCACAGCCGAGUCGGUACGCGAUGGGAGACCAGAUGAUGUCGACAACGCGUACGAGUUUGCAAAGGAGCACGCCGUCGGGCCUUUGAGCGACGAGGACAAUAAGCGCAUCUUGCGCAAGAUCGAUCACCAUCUGUUGCCCCUGAUGAUCAUCACCUAUACUCUGAACUUCAUGGACAAGAAUGCCCUCUCCUACUCGGCCAAUUUUGGCCUCAUCACUGACAACAAACUCGUAGGAAACCAGUACAGCUGGGCCUCCGGAUCCAUUUUCUAUCUUACGUACAUGGUCUCCCAGCCUUUUGUCGCUCGUCUGAUUGUCCGGUUCCCUAUCGGCCGCUUCGUCGCCGUUGCUACCACACUUUGGGGCGCUGUGUUGAUGACCACGGCGGCGUCGCGUUCUUUCGCUAGCUUAAUGGCCAUCCGUGCCAUCCUGGGUUGUCUCGAAUCUUGCAUCAACCCCGCCUUUAUUGUUAUAUCCUCCCAAUGGUGGACGCGCGACGAGCAACCGCUACGAAUUUCGUACUGGUAUCUCGGCAACUCGAUCGGCCAAGUCUGCGGUGGACUUCUGGGUUAUGGUAUUGCUCAUAUCACGAGCCACAAGGUCCCGAACUGGGGGUGGUUCUUCCUAAUUUUUGGUGCAAUCACCAUCCUCUACGGCAUCUUCCUGUUUUACUACCUCCCUGAUUCACCAUUGAAUGCUCGUUGGCUUUCAGAUCAUGACCGAGCCUUGGCCAUCGAGCGUGUUCGGAGCAACCGUACGGGAGUUGAGAAUCAUGUGUGGAAGUGGUCACAGGUCAAGGAGUGCGUACUUGAUAUACAAUGCUGGAUUCUUGUAGCAACAUUUUUCCUCGACGAUAUUCCCGCCGGCGGAGUUGGUUCGUUUGGCAGCAUAGUAGUCAAGGGGUUUGGUUAUGACGCUCUCUACUCAACCCUUCUUCUGGUACCCUUGGGUGUGAUCCAAGCCAUAUGCAUCCUCUUCGGAGGUUUCAUGACCAGGCGCUUCAAAAACAUCCGAACUUGGCUUAUCGCCGGUUGCCAAAUCCCGGCGCUUAUCGGAGCCGUUCUGCUCUACACUCUGCCUCGGGAAAAUUCGCGUGGGCUACUCGGCUCGUACUACAUUGUACAAACGCAUGGCAUAGUCGGCACACUCACCAUGUCGCUGGUAGCUAGUAAUUUCGCCGGGUAUACAAAGAAAGCUACCGCAUCCACGAUGAUGUACGUGGCCUUCUGCGUUGGACAGGUCGUUGCUCCUCAGCUUUUUCUUCCAAGCGAGGCGCCAGCAUACAAAACCGCCUUUCUCGCUGCUUUCAUAUGUUUUGCUCUGUGCAUCGUGUUCACCAUUGUUCUACGAUUCUACCUUAUUUGGGAAAAUGAGAGACGAGACCAGCUUCACUUGUCAGAAGGCGAGCUUAGCAACACCGACAACGAGUUCCUCGACCUGACGGAUAAGCAGCAAAAGGCUCUCUUCCGUUAUGUUCUGUAGGAAAUGGCAUUCGCUACAGAUAUGAUCUACAGGAAGACAGGUAACAUUUGUGCGUGUCUCCUGUUUGGUAGGAAGGACGCAUCUAUGGAUAUUAUGAAGUUAUAAUACCUACCUAAUCUACAGCGGAGAUGUAAUGGGUGAGGUGUUGCUAGCGGGAGUUUCUAAGCGAUCUUUAAUUUGAUUGAGGGAAUGAAUAUAUUAUCUAUUACGAGUUUCAACGUGGAAGAGAAGGGGAAAAGAGAGGGAGGCUCUUUGUUUGCAAGCACGAGUUGCCGGAUGAAAUUACCAGCAUAUUACAUAUUCCCACCCACAUAGCAAAGCUACCUCUAUGUCUAGAUGCCUAAUAUACCUAAUAUGUAGGACUUGUCUCGGAAUUACUGCUAUCUCUCUG
This is a messenger RNA of Daldinia loculata, 2381 nucleotides long. RefSeq names its product MFS general substrate transporter. The coding region runs from base 488 to 1990 and encodes 500 amino acids. Gene Ontology annotation, biological process: transmembrane transport. Lineage: Eukaryota; Fungi; Ascomycota; Sordariomycetes; Xylariales; Hypoxylaceae. Gene Ontology annotation, molecular function: transmembrane transporter activity. Gene Ontology annotation, cellular component: membrane. The record is from RefSeq and is a predicted model, not a curated record. The transcript is spliced from 4 exons.